This is a messenger RNA of Diospyros lotus (date-plum), 1060 nucleotides long. RefSeq lists its product as uncharacterized. Bases 248 to 547 code for a protein of 99 amino acids. The transcript is spliced from 4 exons. Lineage: Eukaryota; Viridiplantae; Streptophyta; Magnoliopsida; Ericales; Ebenaceae. The record is from RefSeq and is a predicted model, not a curated record.
AAUACAUUGGAGACAGGGCGGUGCGGCUGCUUGGUAAAACUGUACCAUAGCGUCUACUUCCACCGACAUCAACAUGCCGCCGGUGGUUGAUUGAUCAGGGGCCAGGGCAGGGCAGGGCAACAUAGACCGCCUUUCACGAGGGGACAACAGUCGACGAUUUAGAGAUUUGGGAUACAAAAUACGAGUCAGUCGUUUAGCAAAUAUAUAUUUAUAUAUAUAUAUAUAUUCUUGUCUUGCUUUUCCGAUAAUGAUGGCCAGCGGAGGAUGGAGAAGAACGGUGGGUAAUGUGAGAUCCUUCGUGGGGAAUUCCAUGGGAGGCUUAAGGGGAGGCCCCAAUUUGGCGUCUUGGGUCGUCGCCGGAACCCUAGCCUACUUUCUCUGGAUCAAACCCUCCCAAGACCUCAAACGGCAACAGCAGGAAAAGGCUGCUUUGGCUGCAGCUUCCGAUCCUUAUCGCUACAUCGAGAAGCGGAAACCGAUUCCUGAUUCUCAGCAAACUGGUCUAAUUUAUGGAAACAAGAACAGAACUGAAAAGUCAGAGGAAUGAUCCUAGGAUGCGCCAGAAUAUCUAAAGCCUCGGUUUUUGGCUAGUAAUGUUGUCAUCUACUCCAGCAGCAUCUUCAGUGGCAGUGAGGACCCGGUUGAGCAUAUAUGGUCAUCUUCUUUAUCUCUGUGAAGGUUUCUGUCAAGGGCGUGAAGUUCUGGUCUGUCUGGUCGUCUUCUUGGCAUCAAGAACAGCGAAAAUCCUUUCAGAUCUCUCUGGGGGUUGGUGGAUCUACGAAUCUUCUCUUGCCGGCGACUUCCGUGGGAGUUGCUCCCGAGAGUGAAGAGACUCCAGAAUGGGUGGCCAGGAACUUCCUUGGCAGACAGCGAAGGAGAUGAACCAAAAUUGAAACAAAAAGCGAACACUCAUUUUGGUUGUGUUAAAGAAUUUGAAAAAUUUUCAGAACUUUUGAAAAUUGUUUAACAGACAUGGGUAAUCAAACUCCAGUUUCAGUUUUUGUUUUUCAAAAUUUUGGAAAUGCCAACAGAAGACUUGAAGCAAACAUACACCCAAACA